ACAACCCGGAAGUAACACAUCUUCAGCAUGAAAACCUUUUCCUUUGCGUCUUAUUCCUUCAUUUACCGGCUGAAUCCAAGGGAUCUGUGACUUCUUUCCUACAAAGGAAAUUGAGAACUGGACCUUCUUUCGGUGGCUUUAACAGAACCAGAGGUCUCCCCUAAAUGACGACGCUUCAGAACACGAGCGGGAGGACUGGCCACACAGAGUCCGUGGCGUGUACAGUCAAACCGCCUGUUAGUCUGCAGAUCGGCAAAUGCAGAGCAGACGCAGCUCACACUGGAGUGUGUGUGGUGGAUGUCAGCCUCCCCUAUGGAAAACCUGUCAAUAUUGAGGAAAUCACCUUUAAGAACUACUACACGGCCUAUGUGAGUCUGCGUUUGUUGAGGAGGGGCCCUGGGGACGGCCCUGCCCGCUGGUGCACGGCCCUCCGAGACCUGCCCCUGAUGGACAACCCCCACACCGAGGGGGGCUCCCAGGACUACUACUCUCUUCACAGGACACAGAUGCAGGUGGAGCCGGAUCAUGUGGUGUCGCUGAGGUUGAUCCUGAGACAGCCGUCCUCUGCCUGGCUCACCUUCAGCCUGGAGGACAUUAAAAUAUUCCCUCACACAGAGCCGGAUCCAGAGAAGGAAGUUUCUGAUUGGCUUUCGGACUUGAUCCUGGUUGACCAACACCCUGAUGUGGAGGGCCUCCCAGACCCCCAGACGGUUUCGUCCAGUAUCCAGCAGAUGUGGGCUCUGACUGAGGUGAUGCAGACCAACCAGACUACAGCCUCCAUUGGACGAUUUGAUGUGGAUGGAUGCUACGAUAUCAACUUACUCUCCCUGACGUAACGAGGCCAUCGAGCUUCAACGCGCAGGUCUCAUCUUCUCUGUUUUCUUCUCAUCCACUGAGGAAGACAGGACCGAAGAGCAUCAACAACAGUACCAGGACAUGGACUGUGGAUUCAUCCUGAUCCUCACGUUCAUCAGUACUUAAGCAUGUCAUCAACGAAUAAAAAAGAUACACAAAAAAAGAACAAACUUCAAUGAAGCAGUUACUGUGUCAUGUAAAGCUAUGUAUAU
This is a messenger RNA of Cololabis saira (Pacific saury), 1067 nucleotides long. It is a transcript of the gene nicn1, whose product is annotated as nicolin 1. Gene Ontology annotation, cellular component: nucleoplasm. The coding region runs from base 165 to 836 and encodes 223 amino acids. The record is from RefSeq and is a predicted model, not a curated record. Lineage: Eukaryota; Metazoa; Chordata; Actinopteri; Beloniformes; Belonidae. The transcript is spliced from 7 exons.